AUGAUGAUUCUCUUGAUUGUCUUGUUCCUAACGCUGGCUCUCUUGUUCUUCUGGAGAGUAGCAAGAGGGAAGCUGGACUCCAAGCUCAACUAUCCCAGGAGCCUUCCCUCCCUGCCAAUCAUUGGCAGCCUGUUGCAUUUAGGUGGCUCCAAGCAGCCCCAUCUCUUAUUUUGCAGUCUGCAGCAAAAAUACGGUAGUGUCUUCUCCCUAUACAUGGGUUCCCAUUACACAGUAGUGAUCAACGAUUACCUUCAUGCCAAGGAAGUGCUACUUAAGAAGGGGAAGAUCUUUGCUGGGAGACCUCGAAUGGUUACUACAGACUUGUUGACCCGGAAUGGAAAAGACAUUGCCUUUGCUACUUAUAGCCCAAUGUGGAAAUUUCAGCGCAAGAUAGUACAUUCUUCCCUUUCUCUGUUUGGUGAAGGAUCUGAGGCUCUGGAGAAAACUAUCUCUCAACAAGCAACUUUUCUGUGUGCAACUUUGAAUGCUACAGAGAAUUCAUCUUUGGACAUGGGGCCUGAACUAACACGUGCUGUUACAAAUGUAGUGUGUUCCCUUUGUUUUAAUACAUCCUACCAGCCUGGAGAUCCUGAGUUUGAGGCCAUGCUCCAAUACAGCCAAGGCAUUGUGGACACUGUGGCUAAGCAGGGCAUGGUGGAUAUUUUCUCAUGGCUUCAGUAUUUCCCAAAUAAAGAUUUGGCUUUGCUGAAGAAAUGUAUUGAAAUGAGGGACGAGCUCUUAUACCAGAAGUUUGAGAAACAUAAAGAAAUGUUCAGCAGUGAUUCUGUUAAUGAUCUAAUGGAUGCACUUCUGAGGGCCAAAUUGAACAUGGAGAACAACAAUAAACAUAUAUUUUGUGAACAAGAACUAACAGAUGACUACCUACUCAUGACAGUGGCUGAUGUUUUUGGAGCUGGUGUGGAGACUACAACAACUGUGUUGAAAUGGAUUGUGCUCUAUCUCCUAUCUUACCCAGAGGUACAACAGAAGAUCCAAGAGGAACUGGAUCAGAAAGUUGGUUUUAAUAGACAUCCUGUACUUGCUGAUCGACAGCAUUUAAAUUACCUGGAGGCUACCAUUAGUGAAGUUCUGCGUAUUCGCCCGGUUGCACCACUUCUUAUCCCUCAUGAGGCACUGGCAGAUACAAGCAUCGGGGAAUAUCAUAUCCCCAAGGGAACUGAAGUUGUAAUCAACCUGUGGUCCAUUCACCAUGAUGAGAAAGAGUGGGAUGAGCCAGAGAAAUUUAACCCAGAUCGUUUUCUGGAUGAGAAUGGGAACCGGAUCUACUCUCCCUCACCCAGUUUCCUCCCCUUUGGGGCUGGUAUCCGUGUUUGCCUGGGAGAAACCCUGGCCAAGAUGGAGCUGUUUCUCUUUAUAUCCUGGAUCUUGCAAAAAUUCUCACUCAGUAUUCCUGAGGGAGAUACACUGCCUGAACCAGAGGGUAAAUUUGGAGUUGUGCUUCAAGUACCAAAAUACAGAGUAAAGGCUACUUUGCGAGAACCUUGGAAAGAAAAAGUAAUAGAGAAAUAAUACUUUCUGAGUCUCAAAUAAUCUAAUAGAAGACAAAUAAUUGCUUUAGUUGAAUCUGUAAAGUUAAUAUAAGUUUAGAUUAGGAGAUACAACAAUAGGACCCGCUAGGUUCAAAACAGAAACAAUAUUAGAACUCAAAACAUUUUUUCCCAAUAAACUGGAGAUGCUGCAAGGUAGAAUUAGUAGGAGGGAAUUUUUUGCCAUGGGGGAAUGAUAUAACACCAACAACUCUAAGUGAAUAGAAUAUUCCCUAUAUAUUCAGAAGCAAGGCCACCUAGACUGUUGCACAUGAUCCUUAGAUUUUGAAAUAAAAAAUAAGAAUCAUGAUUUUCAGGGGAAAAAAUAUGUUGUCACAAGAAAAAAAGAUGUUGUCUUCAAGAAAGACAGAAUAUCGCCACCCUUUUUCUAGAAAGAUGCAAUGUGAGAAAAGCAACAUAGUCAUCUGCCAUAAAAAUGACAGAUGCCAUUUUUCUAUUGUACAUUCUCUUAAGGAGAUCAUGAUGGAUAAGCCUAGACAUACUUUUUGGGCACAUUGUUUUCUCUAUUUCUCUUUUCUGCUAUGCUGUACAAAACUCUCCAAAUAUGGAUUAAUAAUUAACAAUUUAGAACUAUUCAAAAACCACUAUAUUUUCCAUUUUGCCAAAUGAUAUUGUUACAUAUCUGUCUCCUAUUACAUUUUCCUUGUAUUAUACUCAUCCCAUACAUAUUCCUUGAACAUUUGGGUUGGAUUGGAAAAAAGCCCAUUUUCAACUGUGUAAUAGGUCUCUUUACCAAUAGGACAUGUACAGUAUUUUUCUAGUUUGAAAUAAAAUUAAAAUGAAAGACAAACAUUUUGAUUUUUCUAAACAUGACUUUACAAACAUAGUUUCACAAAUAGCCAUAAAAUAUUUCAUCUGAAGUAAGCUGAGGCAAGUAAUAUUUUUGUCUAAGCAAUUUG
Molecule: messenger RNA, 2467 nt
Organism: Thamnophis sirtalis
Lineage: Eukaryota; Metazoa; Chordata; Lepidosauria; Squamata; Natricidae
Gene: CYP17A1
Product: cytochrome P450 family 17 subfamily A member 1
Biological process (GO): hormone biosynthetic process; progesterone metabolic process
Molecular function (GO): iron ion binding; heme binding; steroid 17-alpha-monooxygenase activity
Source: RefSeq, a predicted model, not a curated record